AUGACAGCGGGAACUGUUGUUAUCACCGGGGGAAUCCUAGCGACAGUGAUCCUACUGUGCAUCAUCGCCGUCCUCUGCUACUGUAGGCUACAGUACUACUGCUGCAAGAAAGAUGACUCCAAUGAGGAGGAGGAGGAGGAGGAGGAGGAAGAGGAAGAGCCCAACCUUCCCACCCACUCCCACCUGGGCACCUGCAACGCCUGCAGCAGCUCACGCAUGGUGGACGGGCAGGGCAGCCCCGGGUCCCCCCGCAGCGAGCUCAACCAG
Messenger RNA from Chaetura pelagica (chimney swift), 267 nucleotides. It is a transcript of the gene FAM163A, whose product is annotated as family with sequence similarity 163, member A. The transcript is spliced from 2 exons. The annotation marks the transcript as partial. The record is from RefSeq and is a predicted model, not a curated record. NCBI's taxonomy places the organism in Eukaryota, Metazoa, Chordata, Aves, Apodiformes, Apodidae.